Molecule: messenger RNA, 1605 nt
Organism: Cinclus cinclus
Lineage: Eukaryota; Metazoa; Chordata; Aves; Passeriformes; Cinclidae
Product: zinc finger protein CKR1-like
Exons: 3
Coding region: 1-1605 (534 amino acids)
Biological process (GO): regulation of cytokine production; regulation of immune system process; negative regulation of transcription by RNA polymerase II
Source: RefSeq, a predicted model, not a curated record
AUGUGGGGGGAAUGCUCCCGGCAGCAGCAGCGGCGCUCCCCUGGAUGGAGAGGGAUGAGGACGCUCCUGGGAUACAGCCCCCAGGGCCCCACCGCUGACUCCCAGGGCCGUGGGGAGAAGGGGAACCGGGAGGCAGAGGUUGUUGGGAUUUUGGGGAGCCCCGAGGGAGGAAUCUGUGUUGUCCCGGUGUUUCCUCCUGCCAUGGAGCCGUGGGUGCUGCUGGACCCGCGGCAGAAGGCUCUGUACCUCGAUGUGAUGCACGAGAGCUACGAGACCCUUAUGGCCCUGGCUCAGGGGCUGGUGAGUGAAAAAGCUGCAGAGAAUGGAGCAUCGGAGAACAGUGCUGGGCUUGCGCCGCACUCAUCCCGCAGCCCAGAGCAGGAGAAGCCCCUCGGCUCCAACAGGCGCAAAACAAAGCGCCCAGACAAAGCUGUGCCCCCUGGGAACCCCCAACCCACCGUGCUCCCCAAAAUCAGCUGUGCCAAAUCACCCCUGCGUGGAAAAGGACCAGCCCGAGAGCGGCCGUUUGGCUGCGCCGACUGCGGGAAGAGCUUCCCGUGGGCAUCGCACCUGGAGCGGCACCGGCGCGUCCACACGGGCGAGCGGCCCUUUGGCUGCCCCGAGUGCGGCGAGACCUACAGCCAGAGCUCGCACCUGCUGCAGCACCGCCGCACGCACGCCAGCGACCGCCCGCACAAAUGCGGCGACUGCGGGAAGCGCUUCGCCGUCGCAGCUGAGCUGGCGGCCCACGGCCGCGGCCACGCCGCCGACAAACCUCACAAGUGCGAGGACUGCGGGAAGGGCUUCGUGUGGGCGUCCCACCUGGAGCGGCACCGCCGCGUCCACACUGGCGAGAAGCCCUUCGAGUGCCCCGAGUGCGGCGAGGCUUUCAGCCAGGGCUCGCACCUCGCCAAGCACCGCCGCAGCCACGCGGGCGAGCGGCCGCACCGCUGCCCGGCCUGCGGGAAGACCUUCUGCCAGAGCUCCGACCUGGCGCGGCACCGCCGCGUACACCUGGGCAGGAAGCCCCUGCGCUGCGGGGACUGUGGGAAGCUGUUCCGGGCAGGGCCGGCGCUGGCACGGCACCAGCGGUGCCAUCGCCGGGAGCACUCGCAUCGCUGCGCCGACUGCGGGAAGGGCUUCGUGUGGGCAUCCCACCUGGAGCGGCACCGGCGCGUGCACACGGGCGAGCGGCCCUUCCCCUGCAGCAGCUGCGGCGAGCGCUUCACCCAGAAGGCUCAUCUGCUGCAGCACCGCAAGACUCACUCGCCGGAGAGGCCGUACAAGUGUGGCGACUGCGGGAAGCGCUUUGGGGAAGCACCGCCGUUCCUGGCACACCAGCGCGGCCACGCCGCGCACAAGAGCUACACCUGCGGCGACUGCGGGAAGGGCUUUGCCUGGGCCUCCCACCUGGAGCGGCACCACCGCGUGCACACUGGCGAGAAGCCUUUCGAGUGCUCCGAGUGCGGCGAGGCUUUCAGCCAGGGCUCGCACCUCGCCAAGCACCGCCGCAGCCACCUCCCCAAGGCCGUGGGGCCGUCGCCCCUUGCCAGGACACGGCUCGCUGGGGACGUGCCUGGAGCUCACAACGGUGAGGACUCGUAA